AUGGUAAGUUACGAUUCCAUGAGUCGGAACGCAGCGGAUGUUGACGAGGUAGAGAUUUUGGACAAUAUAGGUAUCUAUGGCACCUACUACACCGGUGAAUACGAAAUUUGCGAGGCCGCGCGGAAGGUCAAAACAGCAGAUGGGCACGUAGUGGAGCACCAAGAGGAGUGUCGUAAAGGCCUUAUGCACGCUGCUGUGGUAUUUCGAGGCAUGGUUUUUGACUCCUUCACGAAGUUGUUUUUGUUGCUCUGCUUAGAGCUGCCCGAAGGCAGUCGUUUGAACCUUUUUAACUCCUCCCGAUAUGGUACAAAUAGUUUCAAAAACGAUCGUCGUGUGUACAUGGGAUUUUCGGGCUUGGAAUCCACGGGAAGAAUUGACUCCUUCUACAUGUCGGGGUUGUCUGCCGUGAUGGGCCCUUUUACGUCGAGAGCUCCUUUGAAAGAAUACUGGCCCGCAGAAGCUUUAAAGCUGGACUAUUGGAACGAGUAUGCAGGGAAGGCUUCCGGUCCGGUAUGCUCGUUCAACACAUUUAUUCGCCAGCCCAUUCCACGCCUGAAUCAGGUUUCUUUGCGCCGUUUGGAUGAGAUUUACGUUGUAGGCAUCCGUCGCUUCCUGCUGAAGGACUUGGAGCACAUGGCAAAAUACGACAGUUCGACGUUCAACAUUUUCAACGCGCUCUAUGGUGAUCCCACGCCACCCACCUCCAGCGUAGCCGAGGACGUGUCCGAUUCGUCAACCACGCCGGUCUCCACGCACUCAUCAGGGGACGCGAGUAAAGUCGAAUCAGACCCUACGCUGUUUGACACCAUAAACGGAACGUUGAGGAGUACUGAUUGCGGUGUGACCAUUAAGUUUACCGGAAAGGAACGCGACAUGUCUUACAUGGACACCAUGGCGUACAAUUUUUCGACGGGAUUUAUAAUUAAAGUAGUGAUCGAGACGUACAUUCUGUUAAAGCAGGCGAAGAAGGUGGAUGAGGGCGCCCAGGGACAGACGAUGAGCAUCAUUGCCUUCACCAUGUAUUCGUACCAGGAUUGGCUUGAGAUUUUCAUGCUGAUAUUCCACCGCGGCGUGUUUUGGAAAAAUGUGACGAGUUUCUGUUUCAUGUUUCUCAUGAAGCUUUUUUUGGUGGGCGUCAUAGACCACACCUUCCUGGUACUAAUCUGGCGCGCCAACCAUGCAGCGCAGAUCCGUGAGGGCUGGGAGGCUACCCAGAAACGGUUCUCGCUGUUCUAUCGCUACUAUUUCAGCUUCCUCUUCCUGAAAUGUUUCUUGUGGUACUUCUACUACGUGGAAAGCCCAUGGAUCUUCGUUGUGACAUAUUUGUGUUGGGUGCCUCAGAUUCUUCUGGAUGCGUGGCGCGGGCACUGCACUCCUUUCAGCUUCUUAUCGAUCGUCGUGCUCUCGAUCUGCCGCAUGUACAUGCCCUAUUACGUGUUCAUGCUCAAGGAAAGCGCAUUCACGUACGACGUGUUUGCGCUGGACUCCGGACGCACGAACCGCACGGUCGGGGCGUACAUCAUGCUCGUGACGUUCCUCCAGUUGAUCCUCAUGUCUCUCCAGCGUCUCAACGGUGCUAGGUGCUUCGCUUCUUGGUCGAUUCUGCCGCAAAUAUACACGUACGUGCGGCCAUGGUCGCAGUUGAUGCAGGACGACCCUCAGGAGUGCGUGAUUUGCAUGUAUAGCAUCGUGCAUUCUAAACGGUGA
Messenger RNA from Babesia ovata, 1707 nucleotides. RefSeq names its product zinc finger containing protein. NCBI's taxonomy places the organism in Eukaryota, Apicomplexa, Aconoidasida, Piroplasmida, Babesiidae. The record is from RefSeq and is a predicted model, not a curated record. The coding region runs from base 1 to 1707 and encodes 568 amino acids. The transcript has a single exon.